This is a messenger RNA of Camellia sinensis, 1050 nucleotides long. The record is from RefSeq and is a predicted model, not a curated record. NCBI's taxonomy places the organism in Eukaryota, Viridiplantae, Streptophyta, Magnoliopsida, Ericales, Theaceae.
GUUUGGUUAUCUUCUUGGCUCAAUGCCCUUUAUACAAUGAUGUUCAGUUCUUCUGGGCAAAUUUCUCAAGACUCUGGUACUGUAUCAGAUGUGAUAAACAACCUUAAAAAAAAAAUUCCAGUUAUUCCUCUUUCAGAUGGUUCAUAUAGUUCAGUGGAUGAUGGUACAAUUUGGUUACACUCUGAUGGCUUAAACCCCAGAUUUGAUGACCAUGGUCCAGAAGCUUUCCCAGUGUUGUAUGCUAAACUUCGGACUGUAAGUCCUGCACUUUUAUGUGCUGCCGCGACUGUUGAUAAUUCAUGCUUAGGCGAGUCUGUAAUGGGCAAUCUUAUUAGGAUGCUUCAAAGAAUUGGCGUCCAACGGGUGUCUGCACCUGAAAUUGUAAAGGUGCACAUCUUUCCAGCUAUCUCUGAUGACAAGAUCACAAUAGGCAAUAAAACUUUGAUGAUAGAAUACCUUUCCUUUGUAAUGUCGCACUGCAAUCAAGUUGUCCCACCUGUCACAUUGAAAGGGGACAAAUAAUUUCAGAGUUGCGCAAUAAAACUUUCAUAUUAACAAAUCAUGGCUACAAACAACCUUCUGAGGUAUCAAUUCAUUUCAGUAAAGAAUUUGGAAAUCUUAUUGAUAUAGAUAAGUUGAUCAAUGGGUUGGAUUUGAAAUGGCAUGAGAUGGAUGUUGCCUAUUUGAAACAUCCAAUCACUGGAUCACUACCAGGUGGUAUGAUGAAGCUGGGCAGUCGAAGCCGGCAGUAGCAGCGGCGUCGGUGCUGGUCGGCGGAACUGAGCUCCGGUGUGUCUGGGUCUCCGAGAAGCUGCGUCGUCACACUAAAAUGAAGCACCGAUGGUGAAGCUGCAAGGAAGAGAAGCCAACGGGCAGCAGCGCCGGGCAGUCGAGGCCGGCAGUAGCAGUGGCGUCGGCGCAGGUCAGUCGAGGCCUGCAAUGGCAGUGAUGUUGCAGAGGAGUCGGCAUCGGUGUGUCGGUGACGUCGGUGGUCUUCAGUAGUUACAAAGCAAGUUGGUCACGGUGGCCUUUGGUUUGGUAGCUGCGAGG